GGUUAAUGCCACAUAUUAAAGUCUUACGUUUUGGCAUCAAUUUAAUUUGUUUCCUUGUUGGCAUAAGUUCUUAGUGGUAUACAUAUACACACCAAUGGAGUGGAUAUGUUAUUUCUUUAUCCCUAUAUAAAUUAAGUUUCCAUCUAUAGUAACAUCCACAUAUUAAUUAAGGCAAAAAUAAAUUUGUGGGUACUACCCACCCCUACCAAGUAUGAAGAAAGGGCACUUCCACAAAAGGAUGACAUAAAUGUAGCUAAUGCUUCAACCACCAAGUUAUGCUUCCCAUCAUUCCAUCAUACUAUAGAGCUACCUAAGUAGUAGUUACUAAUAAAAUAUAAUUCGCGUCAGCUUUCAGAGUAUAUAAUCUGUAGAUGCGUGAUUGUUACAUCGUAUUUACAGAUAAAGAGAACCAGUCAGAGUCGUGACGUAUAUAUGUAUUUCAGAGUGAAAGUGAUGGUCAUAUAUAGAAAUGACGGAUGAGAGCGAUAGAUUGCUCCCGAUCGCGAAUGUGGGGCGGAUCAUGAAGAAGAUCCUCCCCACAAGCGCCAAGAUCUCUAAAGAAGCCAAAGAGACAAUGCAAGAAUGUGUAUCAGAGUUCAUAGGCUUCGUGACGAGCGAGGCGUCGGAGCGGUGCCACAAGGAGAACCGGAAGACGGUGAACGGAGACGACAUCUGCUGGGCCCUCAGCUCCCUCGGAUUCGACAACUACUCCGACACGAUGCCGAGGUACUUGCAAAGAUUGAGGGAGAUUGAGAGACAAAGGGCUAAGCAACAAGGUGAAAGAAAGAUGAAAGAAGGCUGCUGUCAAUGCACCCCUUCAUCACCACCAUCACUGCAUUUUCUAGCAAUUCUAGAGAGGGACGGAGGGGGGGAGAGAGAGAGAGAGUCGUCUUCUUCUUCUUCAGCAAAAACCAGCCAACUUGACAACAACACAUGUAUUUUGAGGAAAAAUUAACAGGUAAGAACUACUGCAGGAUCUCAUUAAUAUUUUAGGGCUAAAUAUUUAACUCUUUUUUCUUUCUGGGUGCAAAUUAAUGUAAAUCGGAACAGCUUCGAAUAUGUUUGUAAUUUAAACAUUUUAUUCUCAUUAAGCACUUAAUUAAUAAUCUUGAAACA
Salvia miltiorrhiza (redroot sage) is the source of this 1116-nucleotide messenger RNA. Its product is annotated as nuclear transcription factor Y subunit B-4-like. Gene Ontology annotation, biological process: regulation of transcription by RNA polymerase II. The record is from RefSeq and is a predicted model, not a curated record. Gene Ontology annotation, cellular component: CCAAT-binding factor complex. Gene Ontology annotation, molecular function: RNA polymerase II cis-regulatory region sequence-specific DNA binding; DNA-binding transcription activator activity, RNA polymerase II-specific; protein heterodimerization activity. Lineage: Eukaryota; Viridiplantae; Streptophyta; Magnoliopsida; Lamiales; Lamiaceae. Bases 470 to 955 code for a protein of 161 amino acids. The transcript has a single exon.